AUGAGUGACACGUACGAUGAAGAUGAAGAUAGGUUAAUGAUUGACGAUAAAUCAGAUGUAAAUGAUUCGCCAGCUAAUUUGCAUACGAUUAGACCGGCUAAUUCAAAUUCUUUUAGUGGUUUAGCGAAUUCGAAUCAAGAAAGUGUGGCGUCGCCAUCAGUAGAGUGUAAGUCGAAACAUCGUACGAGCGAUCUUAAAAUGCAUAUUAAAAAGUCGCAGAAUUCGUUUGGGGUAAACAAAGCAAACACUGAUGAAUAUCGUCUUGAUGAUUCGUCUGUUAAAUUAAAUGUUGGUAAAGAUAGCGUAGAUGGAGUAAAGGAAGAUGGUGAGAUUGAGGAUGAAGAUGAAAGGAUUAAUGGUGCUUUCAAUAUUCGUUCCUUAUCAUCACAGAAAACACUGUGGUCAUCAAAUUUUGAAUCAGUUGGAGAUGAUUCAGAGUUCCGAAUUAUGGAUAAUGAACAGAACCCAGUUGUUUCUAAUUAUCAGAAUGGUUCUGAAACGCAUUCACACCAUCAAAACCUUGCAGCUUCCAGAAGUUGUCAAACUUCAAAGAACUCAGUUGAUUCGAUGCGAUUAAAGGAUCUCAAAAUAUUUUCCAAUUUAUCAUCACCUUUUCUCAGCAAUUCACACUCGGGCAAUGAUGAACAAGAAAAUUGUAAUGCGCGUUUUCAGUCUAAGCGGAUUAAAGUGGAAAAAAAUGAUGAAAUGGCACAAUAUUCUUUGCCAUCGGAAUUACUUGCUGCUUCAUCCACUGUAAAGUCAGUCGAACGUUCCAACAAGUCGCGCAGAAAAAAAAAUAAACGUCAUUAUGAUGGAGAAUGUAUAUUGCCAAUCGCAUCAAGCUCAAAUAUGUGUGCAACGUCUUCGGUUAAUAUAAAAAAUGAAAAUGAAACAAACCGAAAGAGAAAACAUCACAUGCGAGAUAAAUCGACUUGCGUAAGUGUUCGUUCAGUUCAGACUUGUGAAGAUGACAUUGAUGUUCAAAUUGGUAUGAGGUAUUGUAUGGAAUUUUCUGUCGUCGCGAAAUUUUCGAAUGCACUUUAUUUUGUAACGAAUUGGAAUGGUCACGAAUUAUGUGGAGUUUUGGGUGAUGGAGGUCCGGUGCUUCGUCCUAAUCUUUUUAACAAAAGAAAAAAGACACAAGGAAAUAGUAUAGCUGAUGAAGUCGGUAAUAGUAAUUCUUUUGAAGUGAAUAAUUCCACUUCAGUGAAAAAUCGAAGUCUUAAAAGGCAUAACAGAAGUUCGUCUGCUUGUCCAAUGAAUGGUGUGAAUGAUAUCAAACAAACUGGUAAAAAGAAUUCUUUUAACUGGCCUACUAGUGGUUCGGCUGGUGAGUUGCUAUCAAUGAUAGGAGAAAAUGACGAUGAAAAGUCACAAUCACCUAUAUUUUGGCUAAAUAGUGGUGGCAGUGACCCUUAUGAUAUAAACGCACCAUGUAAAGAAAACGGUAGUCAUAUGCAUAUAGCAGAAGUUGAUGCUUCAACUUUGCCGUUCUCAUGUCCGGUUGUUGGCUGUGAAUAUCGCUAUGACAAUCAGGCACAGCUCACCUUCCACUAUCAGGACCAUUUCGACAAGAUCAAUAAAAGAGCAAUCUUCGUCGAACCGGUUGGAACACAAACAGAAUUGGUAGGAAUUAUGAAAGAUGUGGGAACUGAUCCGAUGGUAGAAGAUUUUACAGAACCAGUAGCAGAGACGAGCCCAGAGCUUUUUGUAAAUAAAGAUCAUCAGCCACAUAUUGAUAGUAGUGCGAAUUGUGCAUCACAAGUUAGGCUGACACCAAUGCUUAGUAAUAUGGAACAACAAAGUAUAAAUGAGCUGUUCAAGGUUGUUGAGCGAAAAGACGAAAAAAAAAAAGUAGAAUCGAAUUCAACAACCAGCUUUUCUACUCCGAAAAAGUGUAUUGCGAAAAGCACGAGCAAAAUCUCAGAUAUCUCUAAAUCCCGUGAUGGACUGCCGAAACUAAUAAAUGAUGCACCAUCUUCAUCAACAGCCUUGGAAGCUAUGCAAAAAAUGGUUUUUGAUGAUCAUCCUAAAAAGGAAUCGUCAGCUGAUAAAUGUCUUUCAGCGGGUGCAUCAUUAGCUGUCAGUUUAUUAGGGCCAGAAAGUCCAUCAAAAUCAACGUCAAGAAUGAUGGCGGCAUCACCAGCGUUCUCUGAUAUUUCGGACGAUGCACCUACAUUGGAAAAAGAAGUUUCUGAUAAAACAGAUGAUUGUCUGUUGGAUAGAGUGAAAAUAUUGAUGAACACUAAAGUCAAAAGUCCUUUGGGACCAUUAAGUUUAUCAGUAGAUGAUGAAAAAUUGGGAAGACAAUCAACGAGUGUAACUAGCGAAAGUAAUCAAAAACCAUUAUAUUUAUGUUCUACUGCUUCAUCUGCUGACGCAAAUUCAGAUUCGUCAGAUCGUCAAAUCAAAGGGUCAUCUAUCAAUGCUACGAAAACUGUUGAUAGCAGUAGCAAGAAGAUUGAUACAAAAGAUUCCUUUCCUUCAAGUACCACGUCUGGCUUGUUUCCUCCUUUUAUUGGCUUGGAUCCGACUGUGUCUUUCCCGCCAGGUUUACCUCCCCCAAUUGGGUUGCCAGUUAGCGUCACAAGCACUACUACGGGUUCGACGUUACCAUCUUCUUGUCACAUUCCGUUUAUGUAUAAUCCUUCAUACCUGAUGAAUUUUGGUUUAAAUUCUGCAGUACCACAGGUGCCAACUUCAGUUGCUUCAUCGAAACAUAAAAUUCAUGAUUUGAAGACAUCCGCAAAUGUUUCAUCUGGCUCGAAAGAUAAUUCUUGUGCUACGCGUUUGUCGCCAUCAAUGAUUGCGUCACCAGGUGGAAGGUCUCAUUCAGUUGGACCUGCGAGCAGUGCAACUGCCGGAUCGGCCUCUGGAAUAUCUAAGUCAUCUCUCCAUCAUCAACAGCACGCUUCUGGCUCACUUUCCAAUUCAAAAGCAAUAUCGAAGGCUGGAAUUCCAUUUGCGUUUCCGCCGCCAAAUUCAUCAACCCUGCAAGUUCCAAAUGAUCGUAUUUCCGCAUCAUCCCAAGCCAUGAAUCUUGUGCAGCAGCAACAGGCUCAUUAUUUUGCUGCUCAUUUGCAGCAACAACAACAACAAUUACAGUUUAUGCAAUCGCAAAUGCGAUAUGGUUUUCCGAUAGUAAGUGGUCCUGCAUCAAUGGCCCCUAUGGGUCCUCUCGCUGCGCAGCAGGCCUACGAGCAAUUUGCUGCGAUGCAUGCUGCAUCAUUUGGUUGA
Molecule: messenger RNA, 3237 nt
Organism: Dracunculus medinensis (Guinea worm)
Lineage: Eukaryota; Metazoa; Nematoda; Chromadorea; Rhabditida; Dracunculidae
Source: the annotation of a GenBank genome assembly